Messenger RNA from Manis javanica (Malayan pangolin), 1596 nucleotides. RefSeq names its product zinc finger protein 414 (gene ZNF414). The record is from RefSeq and is a predicted model, not a curated record. NCBI's taxonomy places the organism in Eukaryota, Metazoa, Chordata, Mammalia, Pholidota, Manidae.
GCGGCGAACCAACUGGAUCUGGCAGGGAGCAGCUCUGUCGCGCACACACCCUCCGGUCGGCCCCGCCCCCAUAUCCGGGCCCUCGCCUGCCGCUGGCUGUCACUCGGGGAGCUCCCUAUUCCGCACUUCCGGGCCUGGCUACGACUAGGCCCCGCCCAUAGGGCUCGAGUCCCGCCCCUGAUCCUUGCACAUCCGGGCAACCAGCGCCUCCGAGUUUGCCUGCGCCACUGGAGCCGGGCGGGUGUCUGUAUCUCCGUCUGCAAACAGUCCACUUGGCUGCUUCAGGCCCCUCCAGCAUCUUCCUGGCCGCGCCUUAUUCAGAUCCCCGCCUUCGUAGCCUUUGUCCUGCCCUCUUCUUAGGCCACGCCCUGCCGCGUUGGGGGCCGCCCACCUUACCAGGAGGAGGAACCCCCUUUGCCCAACCCGGACAUGCCGGCCUCUGCAGAGCCCAGCUUCAGUGACACGGACAAGGUGGUGUUCUCUCCUGUUAUGGCUGCUGCAGCCACCCUCUCUUCCACGGCGGAGGAACCAGGCCCUGCCCGGGCAGCCACACCCACAGCCCCAGAUAGUGGCCAGCCCAGCCCUGGACCCAGCAUUCGCCCAACCAGCACUGUCUCCGGGACCAGCGAGGACCUGAGACCUCCCAGACGACGCCUACCACCAGGGAAACAGAUACCCUGCUCCAGCCCUGGCUGCUGCCUCAGUUUCCCCAGCGUUCGCGACCUGGCGCAGCAUCUGCGUACCCACUGCCCACCCACCCAGUCCCUGGAAGGCAAGCUCUUCCGAUGCUCCACCCUGAGCUGCACGGAGACCUUCCCCAGCAUGCAGGAGCUGGUGGCACACGGCAAGCUGCACUACAAACCCAAUCGCUACUUCAAGUGUGAGAACUGCCUCCUGCGCUUCCGCACGCACCGCUCGCUCUUCAAGCAUCUGCAUGUUUGCGCCGAGCAUGCGCAGAGCCCAGCCCCGCCGCCACCCCCCGCCCUCUACAAGGAGCCUCCUGCGCCCGAGCGACCCCCGGAGUCUGACCCUGCGUCGGCGUCCGGCCUGCAGUUCCCGCUGCUCGAGCCCUUCACGACCCCAGCCCCCGCCCCCAGCGGGCCUUUCCUGCCCUACUUGAACCCCGCGCCCUUUGGCCUCAGCCCCCCACGCCUGCGCCCCUUCCUGGCCGCCGCGCCCGGGCCACCCGCCUCCAGCGCCGCCGUCUGGAAGAAGAGCCACGGUGCCGGCGGCAGCCCGCGAAGACCCCAGGGCGGCUCCGACGCGCCCUCAGGGCACGCGGCCCCGAGCCGCAUCGUGUGGGAGCACACGCGCGGCCGCUACUCGUGCAUGCAGUGCGCCUUCUCCACGGCUUCGCGGCCCGCCAUGACACUCCACCUAGAGGACCACCGCCCCGGCGCCCCCGCGGCCCCGGCGCUGGCGCAGCCGCGCCGCGACGCGCCGGCGGACCCGGCCCCGCUUGCACCUACGGUGUCAUCGCUGCUGUCAGACGGGGACUGUCCGGUUUUCUCGCCGCUCUGAACCCCGGCGCGCUGGGGGAGGGGGUGUGUGUGGGGGUGUGAGUAGCUUUGUAAUUUUAGGGGGUCCUGAGAUUGA